GAUAGAUGAGCAGAUAUAUGACGUUUUGACACACAGAACACGCACUGGACUUUUAAUCUUGUUUGCAGGAUUUCAGCAUUUUUUUUUUCUUUUCUUCUCAUAUUCUUUAAAUUUCUUUAUUUUUAACAUUCCCAUGUUUCGUGUGUGAUGGCUAAUAUAUCAUCUGUUGAUAUGGGAGUUGUGUUUGUUAUCGUGGUGACAGCAUCUUUGGCAAACGCAGGUUUCUCAUCAAGCAUAGAUGUGAGCCAGAGGAAUGAGGUGGAAGCUGUUAAUCUGAGCACGCUGCUGCAUGGCGGUGUGAACCAGCUUGCCGGGAAAGCAGAACCCUGCUCUGCCUGUGACCCGCCGGGGGCCAGGAGGCGUUCAAAGAGAUGCACGUGUUACACUUACAAGGACAAGGAGUGUGUGUAUUACUGCCACCUGGACAUCAUCUGGAUCAACACUCCAGAGCACACUGUACCGUAUGGUAUGUCCACUUACCAGGGUUCCCUGCGCAGGAGGCGCUCGGCUGGGACUGAGCAGGGGAGGAGGGGGGCGGCGGCCCAGCGCUGUGUGUGUGCACAGCACGCUGACUCCGACUGCAGUGGCUUCUGCAUGGACAGCAAGCAGAGGAGGCCACCACCCAGAGCAGCUCGUAAAACAGACAAGAGGACAGCUUCUCUGCGCAGUGGGCCUGUUAUGAAAUGAACAUUUAAGUGACAUGCUAAUGACCUGGAAGGUGGACAUACUGUAUGUUAUUUUGUGCCUUGCGAUCAGAGUGCUGGAUGAAUAACGUGUAGAGCUGCUGAAAGCGAGGGACACCAGCACUCUCUGCCUGUGUCUGUCCGGCAGGUGUGGAUAGUUUUUCAGUAUCCUAUCACGACUGAGGAUGGUUUACAUGGCCUGCUUGUUGCGACAAUGACAGACUUUGGUAGAGCACACACAUGCCCAUGCAGCGUGAUGUGGAGGCCACUUCAAGAGCUUCUGCCAUCCAACUCUACCGUCUCAUCCCAUUCUGGUAAAUACACAAGAACGGUAUCACUCCACAUGGACAUCAUUCAACACAGCCAGUAACUCAGCAGUAUUUUCUUUAAAAAUCACAAUUUUGUCACAGUCACUGAUUGUUUUAUUAGGUUGUUCCCUUAUGAAUGCAGUUAGUUUCAGCAGUAAUUGUUAUUAUUGCUAUUAUUAUUUUACUUUUCUGUGAGAUUUUUGGAGGUAAAGGAACUUUUGUUAAGCUGUAUCCAAGUCUUGUGAAUAUGAAAUGUGUUUCAAUAUAUAUAGGCUAUAAAUCAUAUUUCCGUACAAGACCUAUAUGUACAUUAAAGGUGUAAAGUAAGAUGUUGUAUAUAUAAUUAUACAUGUGGUCAGGCUAAUCAACAGUCCUCUGUGGUAAAUAACCAAUUUAAGUAACAAUUGCAGUGGGCCAUACAGUAAAUUAAUUAUAUCCUGUGUUUAGUCUUGUUAUGGUUGAGCCCUGAGGCAAUUCCCCAAUCAACUGACCAUCUGCACAGGAAAGAUGUUAAGAACUAGUAGAUAAGUCGAGCAUCUCAGCCUACUGAAUCAGUUUCAGUCUGACAAAAGGAAGACAUUGAUUCCUUACUUAAUGUUUGAAAUAUUCUGAUGCACA
Molecule: messenger RNA, 1609 nt
Organism: Perca fluviatilis (European perch)
Lineage: Eukaryota; Metazoa; Chordata; Actinopteri; Perciformes; Percidae
Product: endothelin-3
Exons: 4
Coding region: 148-687 (179 amino acids)
Biological process (GO): vein smooth muscle contraction; regulation of vasoconstriction; intracellular calcium ion homeostasis
Cellular component (GO): extracellular region
Molecular function (GO): endothelin B receptor binding; hormone activity
Source: RefSeq, a predicted model, not a curated record